Symbiodinium sp. CCMP2456 is the source of this 422-nucleotide messenger RNA. The record is from the annotation of a GenBank genome assembly. Lineage: Eukaryota; Dinophyceae; Suessiales; Symbiodiniaceae.
AUGAGCGGUGGUUCUUUGCUGCGGCUGUUUCAGUCCGAGUACUUUGAUGCCCACUUGCACAUGCACUACCUUUUGCGCAUGGAGCAAAGUGGAGUGCAGGACUAUCUAGUAAACGAGCUGUACAAAAUGACGGAUGAUGAUGUUGACUUUUAUCUGCCGCAGCUGAGCCAAGUUGCGCUACUGCGAUACAGCAAAUCAUCACUACAUCGCUUUCUGCUGGACAAGGCCGCUCAGUCCAUGCCCUUUGCGCUGAAGAUACACUGGCUUGUCCGAAGCAUCUCAGAGGACAAAACGCCAGAGCUGUACGAGAAUGCAAUGGCUAUGUUGAGCCUCUGUGAAGCUGCGAUGGUCAACUCGACGGUGGCGGUUGGAAAGACCGAUGAGGCCGCCGACGGGCCACCUCGCGUCCAGCGCAUGCUUAG